This is a messenger RNA of Naegleria fowleri, 2163 nucleotides long. RefSeq lists its product as uncharacterized. The coding region runs from base 1 to 2163 and encodes 720 amino acids. Gene Ontology annotation, cellular component: endoplasmic reticulum; membrane. NCBI's taxonomy places the organism in Eukaryota, Heterolobosea, Eutetramitea, Acrasida, Naegleriidae. The transcript is spliced from 8 exons. The record is from RefSeq and is a predicted model, not a curated record. Gene Ontology annotation, molecular function: long-chain fatty acid-CoA ligase activity.
AUGAUCAAAUUAUUGGAACUUGCUUUGAGCUUUGUUGGAUCGGUGGUAGCCUUCGGCAUCAAUGUUUUGGAUAUUCUCGUGUAUUAUCUUUUAAAAUUCACGAUUGGUUUGAAUUGGGCCACUCAUGAUCUUCGGGAAGUAUUUAAAAACGUAAAAUCCUAUAGUGUUGAAGUGGAUGAUGGUUCGUAUGAUCCAAAAACCGAAACCAAACCAAGAAGAGCAUUAGAAAGUGCUGAAGGUUUGGCUUACACUCCCAUUGAAGGAGUGAAUACGAUGAAGCAAUUAUUGGCCAAAGUCGUUGCCGAUAACAAGGACAAGCCUUGUUUGGGCUAUCGACCAGCCAUCCGCAAAAUCGUUGAAAAGAAAGAAGGCCAUGAUUGGGAAAUUAUUGAAUUCUCUGAUUUGACCUAUGAAAGUUACGACAAGAUUUACUCUCGCAUCAAGAACUUUGGUGCCGGUCUUGCUCGAGUCACUGGUUUGAAUUCACAUCAUUUGUUCGGAAUUUAUGAAGACACCCGAAAGGAAUGGUUAAUGUGUCUUCAUGGUUGUUAUCAAUACAAUAUGGUGGUUAUGACUUGUUAUGCUAGUUUAGGUGAUGAAUCCUUGUGUGCUGCCAUCAAUGAAACUGAGUUGACUGCCAUGCUUGUCAAUGAGAAGAAUCUCGCUAAAAUGGCCAAUGUUAUUGUUCCGAAAUGUCCAACUUUGAAGAAUAUCAUCUAUACCAAGGCGAUUGUGUCCGAUGAGAAUGAAAAAAAGAAGACAAAGGAUGCAGUAGAAGCUCUCGAGAAGAAGGGAUUAAAGGUUUUGCCUUUUGAGGAAGUUGAACAAAUUGGUGAAUCUGACUACAAGAGUAAUAGUGUAAUUCCAGUCAAGGAAGAAGCAACUGUUAAUUCUCUUGCUCUAAUCAUGUAUACAAGUGGAACAACUGCUCAACCAAAGGGAGUGAUGAUCACACACAAGAACAUUCUUUCAAUUAUUGCUGGAGCUGAUCAAAAAAUUGGAGACGAUCCAAAUAUUGAGUACAAAUAUCUUGCUUAUUUACCACUCGCUCACAUUUUGGAAAUGGCUGCUGAGCAUGUCACUUUAAGUGACAGAGGUGCCAAACCAAAGGGUGACAUUGAAGUUGUUGCACCAACAGUUUUGGCAGGUGUUCCAAGAGUUUUUGACACCAUCAAGAAGGGCGCUUUUGAGAAGAUUAAAUCAUCUCCUCCAUUUGUACAAUGGCUUUUCCACAAUGCUUACAAUUACAAAUUGGAUGCAAUUAGACACGGAAGAGAAUCUCCAAUAUGGAACUUUUUGGUUUUCAACAAGUUUAAAAAGCUCGUAGGAGGUAAAUUAGCUUUAAUUCUUUCAGGAGGUGCUGCUCUCUCAAAGGAGACUCAUGAAUUUUUACGUGUAUGCAUGUCCUGUUCAGUAAUUCAAGGAUAUGGUUUGACUGAAACAUCCGCUGGUGGUUGUAUCCAAUAUGGUUAUCAACCAUUCACUCCAAAGAACCUUGGGUCUCCAAUUAUUACAUGCCAAAUCAAAUUAAUCUCUGUUCCUGAAAUGGGAUAUACCAUCCAUGAUGAAGAACCUCGUGGUGAAAUUGCCAUUAAGGGUAACAAUGUUUCUCUCGGUUAUUACAAGCAAGAUCAACUUACCAAAGAGGCCUACACAUCAGAUGGAUAUUUCCUUACAGGUGACAUUGGUGUUCUACAUAAGGAUGGUACUUUCAGCAUUGUGGAUCGUAAAAAGAAUUUGACCAAACUCGUCAAUGGUGAAUACAUUGCUCUUGAAAAAUUAGAAAGUGUUUAUGGUAAUUGUCCAUUUGUUUCUCCAAAUGGAAUUAUGGUGUAUGGUGAUUCAGAUAGAGACUAUCCUGUGGCUCUCAUUUUGGUCCAACCAGGAUACACAAAACAAUGGGCUCAUGAACAAGGUAUUCAAGGAGAUUUGAAUCAAAUUAUUAAGGAACCAAGACUAAUCAAAGCAGUGGCAGCCUCGCUAAAAGAAGAAGCUAAGAAAAACAACCUUCAAAGAAUGGAGGAAAUCAAACAUUUCAAAUUAUUGCUUGAUGAGUGGACUCCUGAAAAUGAAUUGUUGACCGCUGCUAUGAAAUUGAAACGUUCCAACAUUGUGAAACGAUACAAGACAGAAAUUGAGGAAAUGUAUGCCACUAGACCAUGA